AUGGCAGACAGCGAACUGGCGCCUAAAUUUGCGCCGUUCUUUUCCUUUGCCGGCAUUGCAGCUGCAAUGGUCUUUGGCGCGGGAGGAGCGGCCUACGGAACAGCCAAGUCGGGCAUCGGGAUCGCGGGCGUGGGCACCUUCAGACCGGAUCUGAUCAUGAAAUCCCUUAUUCCCGUCGUCAUGUCCGGUAUCAUCGCAGUUUACGGUCUCGUUGUUUCCGUGCUCAUCGCAGGAGCCGUCAACCCGAGCUCGACACAGAGUUUGUACACAGGAUUCAUGCAUCUUGCAGCUGGCCUUUCCGUUGGCCUUUCAGGUAUCGCUGCAGGAUAUACUAUUGGAGUUGUUGGUGACGCGGGUGUUCGGGCUUACAUGCAACAAUCUCGCGUCUAUGUCGGCAUGAUUUUGAUUCUGAUCUUCGGAGAAGUUCUCGGUCUUUAUGGCUUGAUUGUCGGCCUGAUCUUGAACUCGAAGUCUUGA
Messenger RNA from Penicillium macrosclerotiorum, 477 nucleotides. Its product is annotated as V-type proton ATPase proteolipid subunit. Gene Ontology annotation, cellular component: proton-transporting V-type ATPase, V0 domain. Gene Ontology annotation, biological process: proton transmembrane transport. The record is from RefSeq and is a predicted model, not a curated record. The coding region runs from base 1 to 477 and encodes 158 amino acids. NCBI's taxonomy places the organism in Eukaryota, Fungi, Ascomycota, Eurotiomycetes, Eurotiales, Aspergillaceae. Gene Ontology annotation, molecular function: proton-transporting ATPase activity, rotational mechanism. The transcript has 8 exons.